CUACAAAAUGGAGGGCAGUACGAUACUCUUUGCUUUCAAUAACAUUUAUUUUGCAAUCUUUACUUUGUUUUGUUUCAAGCUCUUAAUUAAAAUCUCUUUGGCUUUACUGACUCAUUUCUAUAUUGUGAAAGGGAACAGGAAAGAGGCUGCCAGGAUAGCAGAAGAAAUCUAUGGAAUAGCCCCAGGCUCAUGGGCAGAUAGGUCUCCUCUGCAUGAAGCUGCAUUUCAAGGACGCCUCCUGUCUCUGAAAACUUUGAUAGCCCAGGGAUUCAACGUGAACAUUGUUACAAUUGACCGUGUUACUGCUCUCCAUGAGGCAUGCCUGGGAGGCCACGUUGCCUGUGCAAAAGUCUUACUGGAGAAUGGUGCUCACGUCAACGCAGCCACGGUCGAUGGGGUCACACCUUUGUUUAAUGCUUGCUGCAGUGGCAGUGCAGCUUGUGUCAACAUGUUGCUUGAAUUUGGAGCCAGGCCACACCUGGAGAAUCAUUUUGCUUCCCCAAUUCACGAAUGCGUAAAGAGAGGUCACAGGGAGUGUAUGGAAAUUCUUUUAGCCAAUGGUGUGGAUGUAGACCAAGAAGACCCACGGCUUGGAACGACUCUUUAUGUGGCCUGUGUGAAUCAAAGGACAGACUGUGUGAAGAAGCUCUUAGAACUAGGAGCGAGUGUUGACCUGGGUAAGCAACUAGACACUCCACUUCAUGCAGCUGCUAGAAAAUCCAAUGUGGAAAUUGUCAACCUAUUAACAGACUAUGGGGCCAGUUUGACAUGUCGAAAUUCUGAAUUCAAAUGUGCUCUUGAUCUUGCUGCUCCCAAUAGUUCUGUCGAACGGGCAUUGUUGCUUCGGGAAGGCCCUGCUAGCCUUGCCCAGCUAUGCCGUCUGUGUAUUCGAAAGUGCUUGGGCCGAUCCUGUUUUUAUGUAGUCCACAAACUAUCCCUCCCUGAGCCACUUGAAAAAUUUCUUCUGUUUCGAUAGUUUUAUAAUUAGGUUGAUCAAGUGAAGGAUUGAUAAGCAUGGGGGGGCAACUUGUUUACUCUCAAAAUAUUAAACCAAGGUGAAAUUAAAACACAGGUUACCACUAUUCUAUACUAGGGAUGGGCACGAACUGGAAAAAUGAGGUUUGGUUUGUGGCAUGUCCCAUUCGUGAACCACAGACCAUCAUGAACUUUUGUGAGGAGGUAGAAUCCCCUCACAGAGGAUCUCCAGCUGUCUCUCCUCUACCUGCCCUUCAAGUUUGGUGAGGAUUAGGC
This is a messenger RNA of Gekko japonicus, 1251 nucleotides long. It is a transcript of the gene ASB11, whose product is annotated as ankyrin repeat and SOCS box containing 11. The coding region runs from base 8 to 976 and encodes 322 amino acids. The record is from RefSeq and is a predicted model, not a curated record. Gene Ontology annotation, molecular function: protein binding. Gene Ontology annotation, biological process: positive regulation of protein catabolic process; intracellular signal transduction; protein ubiquitination. The transcript has 7 exons. NCBI's taxonomy places the organism in Eukaryota, Metazoa, Chordata, Lepidosauria, Squamata, Gekkonidae.